CUUUAAAGCACUGUGAUGGCUUGUCUUGAAGUGGCAAAGGACCAACCCAUUCAACCUAUACUCACUUUCAUCUUUUCUUUCUACUCUUGUCUUUUCCUCUGUUCUGAAGACAUUGAAGACAUGACCAUCAUCACUCUUGAGGAUCUGAGGAGGGACUCUCUUGAGAUAUGUGGGGACUUCAAUAAAAUCAAAGAGGAGGUGAUCAGAGCUGUGGGUGGGGAUCAAAACGAGGUAGACCGGCUGCUAACUGUGAGGAUCUUGAUGGGCUUGGAUGAAUUCUACAAGAAGAGAAAGCGGUACCAGGAGAAGAAGCCAUUGGAGUCAAGAAAGUCCAGGAAACCCAAGAAGCAGAGAAAGAACCUGACAGAGAUCAAGCACCCGGUUCCAACCCAAAUGCCAACCGAGUUCAAGGACAAAAUCGCAGGGCUGCAGGGUUUGAAUAUCAAGCUUGUGAUUCAAAAAGAAUUGACCAUCACUGAUAUGAACCCUUCUCAGGACCGGUUUUCAAUUCCAAGGGGCCAAAUGAGGUUUGACUUUCUAAGCAAUGAGGAUCAAGCCCGUCUUAAGGAGAAAGAAGCAAAUGGAAAACACUUCAAAGGCAAGAAAGUGCCAUUGAUAGAACCAGGCCUUAAGGAAUCGAGCGUCUUCUUGAAGAAGUGGAAAUUCGGUAACAGCAGCAGCUAUGUGUUGAGCAACCCUUGGAUGGAUAUUGCAAAGAGAAACGGGCUCAAGCCAGGAAAUAAUGUACAACUUUGGUCCUUCAAAGUCAACCAAAAGCUCUGCUUGGCCCUCAUUAAUCUAGAUAAUUAGUACUGUGCUCAGCAGCUACGUGUUGAGCAACCCUUGGAUGGAUAUUGCAAAGAGAAACGGGCUCAAGCCAGGAAAUAAUGUACAACUUUGGUCCUUCAAAGUCAACCAAAAGCUCUGCUUGGCCCUCAUUAAUCUAGAUAAUUAGUACUGUGCUCAGCAGCUACGUGUUGAGCAACCCUUGGAUGGAUAUUGCAAAGAGAAACGGGCUCAAGCCAGGAAAUAAUGUACAACUUUGGUCCUUCAAAGUCAACCAAAAGCUCUGCUUGGCCCUCAUUAAGCUAGAUAAUUAGUACUGUACUUUUUGUUUCUUGUCAGUUCUUUUUAUUUGGGCUUGUUGUAAAAGUAUAAUCACUACAACUUAACUCGUUUUCUGUAUAAUUAAUUCUGUUGUUCAGUUUAA
Molecule: messenger RNA, 1210 nt
Organism: Corylus avellana
Lineage: Eukaryota; Viridiplantae; Streptophyta; Magnoliopsida; Fagales; Betulaceae
Product: B3 domain-containing protein At1g05920
Molecular function (GO): DNA binding
Source: RefSeq, a predicted model, not a curated record